Messenger RNA from Debaryomyces fabryi, 498 nucleotides. It is a transcript of the gene TAF19, whose product is annotated as Taf19p. Gene Ontology annotation, molecular function: protein heterodimerization activity. Gene Ontology annotation, biological process: transcription by RNA polymerase II; RNA polymerase II preinitiation complex assembly. NCBI's taxonomy places the organism in Eukaryota, Fungi, Ascomycota, Pichiomycetes, Serinales, Debaryomycetaceae. Gene Ontology annotation, cellular component: transcription factor TFIID complex. The transcript has a single exon. The record is from RefSeq and is a predicted model, not a curated record. Bases 1 to 498 code for a protein of 165 amino acids.
AUGUCAUAUAAUACCCAACCUCCUAUAACGAAUACGAAGAGAAGAAGAAAACAACGUCUUUUUACCAGGGAUAUUGAGCAAUUGUUGUAUUCUUUAGGUGAUGGACCUUAUUCUUCGGACCAAACAGUAAAUGCAUUGGAAGAGACAUUAGUAACAUAUCUCAGCGAUUUAUGUCAUACGACGCUACAAUUUGCUAGAAAUCAAGGAAGAUCUAGAGUUAAGAUUGACGAUUUUCCUUUUGCUUUAAGAAAUGACCCAUAUAAAUUAUCAAGAUUGGAAUAUAUUAUAAAUCAAAGUCAAAAAAUUGAGAAGGCUAAGAAGAUAUUUGAUGAUAAGAAUGUAGUAUCGAAUAUAAGUGCUAUUGAGAAAGAUAAUGACGAUAAUGAUGAUGACAAUAAUAAGCAUAAAUACGAACAACCUAAUCCAAAGAAAAAGAAAAGAAAGGUUACAGGAAAUGUAACAUUAAGACAGCACGACGAAGGGUCCGAUGAGAACUAA